Messenger RNA from Athalia rosae (coleseed sawfly), 2950 nucleotides. It is a transcript of the gene klhl10, whose product is annotated as kelch-like protein 10. Lineage: Eukaryota; Metazoa; Arthropoda; Insecta; Hymenoptera; Athaliidae. The transcript is spliced from 11 exons. Gene Ontology annotation, molecular function: protein binding. The coding region runs from base 616 to 2577 and encodes 653 amino acids. The record is from RefSeq and is a predicted model, not a curated record.
GUAGUCCUCGUUUGUUAAAUGACAGUCCUUGACUGAACGGCGGACAUGUAAGACCUAUGUCACAGCCAGAGGCGACGGUAUAAUUCGCUUUUUAAAAUCACACAAAAUAGUUCGUAUCUCUUUGCCAGUCCUUCUACCUAUUCCCACCGUAUUGUUAAAAACCACCGACUCAAUCCGCACCGUUUACGACCGAAAUUCAUCCGUUCGUUUGUCACCUCGAGUACCGAAAUUUCAGUCCGCAUGAAUAUAUUUCUUCGUCGUUCGAUUUCGCCCGCUGCGAUCGACGUCUCCGGAAUUUCGUCAACGCCUUUACGAACCCCAUGCAUUGCGGGAUAACUUGAAAAAUUGGAAGUUGCAUGGGUCGUCCCGACCACCCGAACAUCCCCGACCUGUUUGUCAACUAACCUCGUUAUUGGCAGCCCUCGGAGUUACUUGGCAACUUUUUUUUAUAUCCCUUUAUUUAUUGAAAUUUUUUUUUUUUUAUCAAAUUCCGAAGACUGAACGAGAUAAAAAAAUCUCCCAAGGCUGGAGUGCCAUCGUCAGACCAGUGGCUGCCUCGACCCCUGGCGACCUACCUGAGCGAAGGACGAGGUCGGUGGGAUUGCGGAUCUUAAUAUGGAGGUUGAUCAAAACGAUAGCAAUGCUAAAUCCGACGACUGUAGCAAAAAUGCCCAACGUUUGAUCGCGGAAAACGGUGGUCGAUGUAUGAGCACGCAGGCUAUGCAAUCUCUCUACGAUCUUCGUCAGAACAAUUUACUCUGCGAUGCGGUUCUACGCCUCGAAGAUGGCGGCAUUUUUCCAAUCCACAGAGCGAUAUUGUCCGCCUGCAGUACUUACUUUAGAGCUUUGUUCACGACGACUCUUCACUCGCGUGAAAAAACCGACGUACUUUUGCCCGGUGUUUCGAGUCACAUGAUGAAUUUACUCCUCGAAUACGCGUACCUUCGUACGUUAGAACUCAACCGGGACAACGUUUGUCAGCUCUUGGUGACGGCCGAUUACCUCAGUAUUCUUGGGGUACUCGAACUGUGCUGCGAUUACUUGCGACAGAAUUUGGCACCCGAGAAUUGCAUCGGAGUGAUGAGAUUUGCUCGAGAACAUUUUUGCAAGGGUUUGGAAACCGACGCCCAUCGUUACGUAAUGCGGCAUUUCGUUCAGGUGGCACAGAAAAGUGAGGAAGUACUUUUACUGCCGAUUUCCGAACUCCGCGGUCUCGUCGGAGCCGACGAAUUGAACGUUAAAAGUGAAGAAGCUGUAUGGGAGCUCGUGCUCAGAUGGAUAAACCAUGACCCCGAUCCGAGAAAAGGUCAUAUAGUUGAACUGAUGAAAAAUAUCCGUCUCGGACUAUUGGAUACUCAAUUUUUCCUUGAGAAUGUAAAAGAUCAUCCCUACGUAACCGGUAACGAGGCUUGUAGACCGAUAAUAAUUGAGACCUUAAAGUUCCUCUACGACUUGGAAAUGAUAACGCAAAAACACGGGGAAGUUCCGACCCCGGAGAUAGCCAGACCGCGGGUUCCUCACGAAAUUCUCUUUGCCCUCGGUGGUUGGAGCGGUGGAAGUCCAACGAAUUAUAUGGAGACUUACGAUACCAGAGCCGAUCGUUGGGUCAAAGUUGAAGAGGUCGACCCGACCGGUCCGAGGGCUUAUCAUGGGACUGCAGUUGUCGGAUUCAACAUAUACGUUAUCGGCGGUUUCGACGGUAUGGAUUAUUUCAACAGCUGUCGUUGUUUCAACGCUGUUACCAAGGUGUGGCGAGAAGUUGCUCCCAUGAAUGCUAGAAGGUGCUACGUAAGCGUCGCCGUUCUAAACGACCUCGUAUACGCGAUGGGAGGAUACGACGGUCAUCACAGACAAAAUACCGCCGAAAGAUACAAUUUUCGAACCAAUCAAUGGUCCCUAAUAGCUCCUAUGAACGUCCAACGAUCGGACGCCAGUGCCACGAUGCUUAAUGACAAAAUUUACAUCACUGGUGGUUUCAAUGGGCAGGAAUGCAUGAAUUCCGCCGAAGUAUACGACCCGGAAACGAAUCAAUGGACGUUGAUAUCGGCGAUGAGAUCGCGAAGAAGUGGUGUUUCCUGCAUUGCUUAUCAUAGCUGCGUAUACGUGAUCGGUGGUUUCAACGGGAUAUCGAGAAUGUGCAGCGGCGAAAAGUAUAACCCGGCGACCAACAGCUGGACACAAAUACCUGACAUGUAUAACCCGCGCAGUAAUUUCGCGAUCGAGGUCAUAGAUGACAUGAUAUUUGCCAUAGGGGGAUUCAACGGCGUCACCACCAUAUACCACGUCGAAUGUUACGACGAAAGAACAAACGAAUGGUACGAGGCAACCGACAUGAAUAUUUACCGAUCCGCUUUAUCCGCCUGCGUGAUCAUGGGGCUGCCGAAUGUUUACGACUAUAUUCACAAGCACCGCGAACGUCUGAUGGAGGAAAAACGGCAAAAGCUCCUCGCUCUAGAGGUGCAACGGACGCAACAACAACAACAGCAACAACAACAGUUCCAACAAAAUGACAACAAUCAGAUUCCGCCACCGCCACCCCCUCUGGCGCAACUCGAACACGACAACAGUCAAAUUUAAUCGGAAAAACCGAGUCCAUUCUGAGAGAAGAAAUGGGGUUCGCAUUGGGGUUGACGAUACCGAUGAUACUGUCGGUAAUUUUUCUGUCAAAAUCACUCAAGGGGUUGCCAAUGAAUUCUAACGAGAUAGGUCGCAACGCGGUGUGUGGAGAUCCAAUAUCUAUUACAUUCUUAUUCAGUCAUUGGGACCCGAAAAUGGAGCUAUGCCGGAAUACACUCGACAUCAGAAUUUGUGGAGGUUACUGCCCGAGUUCCGAGCGAGGUACUUGGCAACAUCCUUUGUCGAAGAGGAAUACUACCGUUUGCAGUCCAGACGAACUUGCGCGCAAAAAAGUUGUAUCCUUGUGCACGGAGGGCGUGCGUGAUACGAGAAC